ACUGGAAGGUCACAUAUGAUUUAUAAAACAAGUCACAAAAUAUAUAGGGAAGACCAGGGUUAGUUUUCACACUUAUGUAACUCAACACAUAAAACUCCUGGGUUGAAAGGCGAUAAGAUGAAUAUGAAUAAAAAAAUAAAUAAAUGCACAGACAUCACAGCCGACUCUUCAAUGUCAUACAUAGGCUAGAGUGGGAGAUUAGAACAUUUCAUUAAAGUGGGGGUGGUGGGGUCUCAUUAAGGUUUCACAUUGGUCGUGACGUAAGCAACCCACUAACUCACGAGCUCAGAUCCUGCGUGUCCCACCUCGAGCUCAAAACAGACGCAGCGCGCGCUUCGAGCUGCAGCACGCGGAACGGAGCUCCUCUCUGCUGCUCGAGACCGCAAAGACAAGAGCCGUUCCGGAUAACACCAAGAGCAGAAAACAUCUGUGUGCAUCAUGAAGUUUGCGGCUUUAGUCUGCUUGGUUGUUUUCUUCGCUGCAGAUGGAGAGUCCAUGCCAGUUGAGCAGGACAGCCGAAGAGAGGACAUGCUUACCCAGUGUUUAGUUCACAUCCUUUCAAAGGCACUGCAUAAGACUGGUGAUACUCCGCUGCAUCCAGAAUGCAAAAACAUCCUUACACCAGGUCAUUCCUCAGUUGUGAAAAAGGUGGAAGACACGCUAGAACCAGCUCAAGAGGAGCUUAAAAAGCCAAGAGGAGAGUCUAAAGUCAAGGAGGAGGAACUCAUUGAGGAUCUUCUCAAAGCUAACAAACGGGAGGAGCUGGAUGACGAACGUAGCCAGGAAGAGUUCCCAAGUUUUGUUAAAAGAAGAAUCAAAGACAGGCGUGAGGAACUGGAUGAUGAACGGAGCCAGGAAGAGUUCCCAAGUUUUAUGAAAAGAAGAAUGAAAGAAAAACGUGACGAACUGGACGAUGAACGGAGCCAGGAAGAGUUCCCAAGUUUUAUCAAAAGAAGAAUGAAAGAAAAACGUGACGAACUGGACGAUGAACGGAGCCAGGAAGAGUUCCCAAGUUUUAUGAAAAGAAGAAUGAAAGAAAAACGUGACGAACUGGAUGAUGAACGGAGCCAGGAAGAGUUCCCAAGUUUUAUCAAAAGAAGAAUGAAAGAAAAACGUGACGAACUGGAUGAUGAACGGAGCCAGGAAGAGUUCCCAAGUUUUAUGAAAAGAAGGAUGAAAGAAAAACGUGACGAACAGGAUGAUGAACGGAGCCAGGAAGAGUUCCCAAGUUUUAUGAAAAGAAGGAUGAAAGAAAAACGUGAUGAACAGGAUGAUGAACGGAGCCAGGAAGAGUUCCCAAGUUUCUAUAAAAGAGGCAACAAGUAUAAAAGAGAAGAUCCAGAUGAUGAGAGAAGCCAAGAGGAAUUUCCCCAGAAAAGACAUUUUUCCAUCCUCUACAAGCGUGAUAAUCCCGAUGAGGAGCGCAGCCAGGAAGAAUUCCCUCUUUAUGAAUAUAAAAGGAGUCAUCAUCUGACCAGCAGAGAAAAACGUGAAGAACUAGACUAUGAUAGAAGCCAAGAAGAUUUCCCAAGCUACACCCACAAAAGAAACCAUGGGGCUUUUGGAGAAGAAGAGGAUGAGGAGAGUGAGGAAAGAGAGAAGCGGAUCUGGAAGCCAUCACAUAGAUACCACCACAAGAAAAAGCACCACAAACGCAGUGAGAAUGAGGAUUUUGAAGAACCAGACUAUGACAGAAGUCAAGAAGACUUCCCAAGCUACACCCACAAAAGAAGUCAUGGGGAUGGUGGCCACUACAAACCAAACAAAGACCUGCUGAACGAGCAACUUAAUGAGGACUUAAACUCUCGGGAAGAGAGGUCUGAAGAAUCAGAAGAGGUAGAUGAGGAUAUCGCAAAGCGAUACUGGAAACCCACUCAUAGAUACCACCAUAAGAAGCACCACAAACGGGACUCAUCUGAAGAGGAUUAUGGGGAAAGACCCCUGGAAAAAAGGUAUGAGGACUCAGAGGAGAGUGAAGAAAUGGAUAAAAGGAUCUGGAAGCCCACACACAGAUAUCACCAUAAGAAGCUUCAUCACAAGCGUGGCGACUCCACAGAGCUCGUGGAUGAAGAUGAACCCAUCUCAGAGAAGACUCACAGUCUCCACGACUCAACAGACAAUGCCCUCAAGCACCAUUCACCUGAAGAAGAAGAGAUUGUCCAUGAGCUUAAUGUAAAGAGGCAUCCCUUAACCAGCCAAGAGGAGGAAGAUGAGCUCAAGAAAGGACACCAGAGUUCUGCAGAGGAGAAGCAGGACAGAGAGGCUGCGUUGAGGUACCUAACAAAAAAGAAGAAUGAGUUAGAAGAACGUCUACUUAACAAAGGUGACGUCUAUGAGAAGCGUUCCCCAUGGAUUUACAGAGGAUACUACCAUCCAGCCUGGUACAAGAGAGGCCAUAAGGUAGAUGAAAGUACUGACCAGCAUCCCUACCAUAAACUAGAGGACGUUGCCGAGACUCUCCGGUACAAAAGAGGCCUACUUACUCAGGAGGAGUCACCCGAGGAGGAAAAGGGUGUCCCCCAACAGAAGCUUCUCACACCAGAGGAGUUGAAAGAACUUGAGAAACUGGCCUCUGUGGAUCAACAGAUGAAAGAGACAACUUAACCAUUCCUAGAACCAUCUAAGACAUCAUUUUCUUGUGCUGCCUGAUUUGAUUUUCCAUCAGCUUUGAGUGUGCUUUGGC
This is a messenger RNA of Onychostoma macrolepis, 2683 nucleotides long. RefSeq names its product chromogranin B (gene chgb). The coding region runs from base 439 to 2604 and encodes 721 amino acids. Gene Ontology annotation, cellular component: secretory granule. The record is from RefSeq and is a predicted model, not a curated record. The transcript has 5 exons. Lineage: Eukaryota; Metazoa; Chordata; Actinopteri; Cypriniformes; Cyprinidae.